This is a messenger RNA of Fulvia fulva, 1449 nucleotides long. RefSeq lists its product as uncharacterized. Gene Ontology annotation, biological process: protein phosphorylation. The record is from RefSeq and is a predicted model, not a curated record. The coding region runs from base 1 to 1449 and encodes 482 amino acids. NCBI's taxonomy places the organism in Eukaryota, Fungi, Ascomycota, Dothideomycetes, Mycosphaerellales, Mycosphaerellaceae. Gene Ontology annotation, molecular function: ATP binding; protein kinase activity. The transcript is spliced from 6 exons.
AUGGAUGAAGUGUAUGAAAAGUACACACAGCGGUCAAGCGGUUCAAUCCUGAACAGCGUCAGUCAGGUCCUUCGUAACCUCACGGUUGGCCAGCAGCCUGCUAGUGAUCCUCCAUUGCCAACUACGCACUUCUUGCGGCAGCCACUCGAUCCGGACUAUUUCGAUCCUUCAGAGGACUGGAGAGGCGUACAACAAUUUGGGCAGAGCAUGUCGACUGGUGUGGGUUUGUGGUUGCGAUACGAUCAAGAUGAGAACAUCGUUGAUCGAAUUGUGCGCAAAGAUCUGUCGCUAAGUGCGGCACGAUGGUCCAGCCCAGACGAUUGGUACGGCAAUGUCAACGACAUUCAUCAUCGUAUACCCAUGGAAUACUGGCUGCAGCACAAAUGUGCAGCUGCUUCUAACAAGCAUUUUGUAGGAAUGCGGACUUAUCAUCAAGAUCACCAACGGCAGAUGAUAUCGCUGUACAAUGAACACUGCCCGCAUAGAGACUUGCAUGCGGUGCUUGUGGAAUACAUUGAAAUGAGCAUCAUGCAAGAUGAGGAUAUAGUGUUGCCAGAGACCGCGCUCUGGUACAUAUUUCGACACUUAGUAGAACAAUGCUUGAUCAUGCGACGGGGCUCUGUUGAUAGGCCUGUUUGGGGCUGGAAGCAGAUCGUCCACUGCGACAUCAAACCUCCCAACGUAUUCCUCGACUAUCCAGACAAGAACGAAUUCACUUCUUACCCUACUCCGAAAAUGGCCGACUUUGGCUUGGCCAUAGAGACUUUCCGAAAUGAUCCCAAUAAUCCGCGCGAAGUAGGUGGAACGCAGCCCUAUCAGGCCCCCGAGCAACUUACCUAUCGGGUGGCACACGGCCCUUGGGCAGUAGGCUUGCCUUUGCUCGACUAUUCCAACAUAUACGCCAUCGGAGCAACGAUGUAUGCGCUUAUGUGCGUGGACCAAGAUGUCGCACACCGAAUGCAGCCCAAAUUCCUCAGGCUCGAGGAAAGAUGGACCUUUACCCCCGCUGCCGUACAUGGUUAUGGUGAUGCACUUAAGGACUUGGUAAUGAGGUGUCUUGAAUGGGAACCCAAGAAACGACCAAAAGACGUGGACCUCCUCGCGGAGAUCAGAGCUACUAUCAACAACCUCCAGGGUGAUGUCGGCGAUAACCUGCGGCGAGCACAGAAAGCGGAAGAGACAGGCCACGAGUACAAUUUGUGGUAUCCAGAGGAGGCGUACAAGCUUGGCUUCGCGAGAGGCGUUCCAGAAGAUGGGGAUGUGACGGCUGGCGGUCAACGUACCCGUACUCGCAGCAGCAGCGACCAUGAGACGAUACCGAUGGCGCAGCCUGCUGGGCGGCGGAUGAUGCUCUCGAGCGGUUCCGACCGUUCUGGACGUGUGCAGAGGAGUACUCGAGCUUCCCGCAGGCCAAGCCGCCCGAGGUUCUCUUUUGAGCCCAGUCGGUGA